Molecule: messenger RNA, 1610 nt
Organism: Paraphaeosphaeria sporulosa
Lineage: Eukaryota; Fungi; Ascomycota; Dothideomycetes; Pleosporales; Didymosphaeriaceae
Product: HET-domain-containing protein
Exons: 5
Coding region: 204-1610 (468 amino acids)
Source: RefSeq, a predicted model, not a curated record
GCGUGUUCAAGGCAGCAUGGGGGAGUAAUCAUAUCUUACGCUCGCAUCCGAAGGGGCAGCAUCAAUCUUUGCGGCACUAAGAUCGCACACAGGAGAGGCUACGGGGGUCUCUGUCACAAUAACAGCUACACCUCACAAAUUGAACCGUCAAUUCUGCAGUCAAAAAUUGAUCCCCUGGCACCAUACUGGGUUAUCGGUACACUAUGGACGUCAAUGCGAAGCUCUGCCAGAAUUGCCAAAAUCUCAUUUCGACCACCACUCCGACCGAGGAGGAUGAGUAUCUUCCAUAUCAGUCAAAAGACUUACUUUUUGGAUCUUCUCGGAAUGGUUGCCCAAUGUGCACUACAAUUUGCGAAUAUUUCGACGACUACUUUGACAUGGAGAAGCUAACAACUUGGCACUCUCAGAGACAUCUUGAAGAAGCCAGGCUAAUGUAUAGGCUGGACCAUUGGAGAAAAUUGGAAGGUACCGUGUGCUGGAUGUAUAUGUUAUACUGCCCAUCUGGGGGAAAUGCCGAUAUUCAUGAAGCGCACAUGGGAAACCUAAUUGUGAUGCCGGCCAAAGAUCGGACCGCGGGCGCAGCUUCAACGUAUACUGGUAGCGAACAAUGCUGGGCUUUGGCGUCUGCCUGGAUACUAGAGUGCGUUACAUCUCAUUCCAAAUGCAAUAAUACCAACGAGGAAACAAAUUGGCUCCCUACUCGGGUUCUUGACGUUGGGUCUAGUAACAACCCACAACUACGUCUUCAACCUUCCACAACAUUGUCACCGAGAAGAUCUUACAUGACUCUCAGCCAUUGCUGGGGGGAACUGCAAAUCAAGCAACUUCAGACACAUAACAUCCAGUCAAUGUGCGAGCACAUCGAGAUCUCUGAAUUGCCUAAAACCUUCCAAGAAGCGAUAUGCCUCACUCGACGACUUUCUGUAAGAUACCUGUGGAUUGACUCUUUGUGCAUUAUCCAGGACUCUACAGAAGAUUGGGCACACGAAGCAGCAUGUAUGGGGGACAUCUACAAAAAUGCCUUGUGCAACAUAGCUGCCACUGCGGCUGCUGAUGGUCGCGAUGGAUUGUUCUUUGAAAGAAAUCCAGUCCUUGUGCAGCCGUUGCGAGUCCGAAUCGAAUCACUCAAGCUUGAAGGGCUGAAUUCUCCCUCGGACCUCUAUGACAUUACUCCCCAGUAUUUUUGGGGGCACGAUGUUGCGGAUGCUCCAUUGAACCGGCGAGCGUGGGUGCUGCAAGAGCAGUUCCUCUCGUGCAGAGUGAUCCACUGUAGUAAAAAUCAACUACUGUGGGAAUGUCGUGAAUUGGCCGCUUGCGAAAUGUACCCCAAGCGCAUCCCGCGCGGGAUCAUUAAUGAGUCGUCAGUGUCAGACUUCAAAUGGUCCGAUCUCGCCUAUGGUUUGCGGGUGGCGUCUUCAGAAAGCAGGUUCAAUGCUUUGGAACUUUGGAACUCUGUGAUGGAAGCUUAUACUGCCCGAUCAAUCACCAAAUUCCAAGAUAAAAUCGUUGCGAUUUCCGCUGUGGCGAAAGAGUUUCAGCCAAUGAUUCGACACGAGUAUUUGGCAGGCAUGUGGCGCAUGGCACUGGAAGCCGCUCUCUUGGUGGGUUAA